AUGGACAGCAGCGACCCACAGGAAGACGAAAGAGGAAGCAGAAGGAAUGGGAGCGAUGGUGAGAAAGACAAACAGCUGAAGAACCAGCUCAACAAUGAGGAAAAAGGGGAAAAGGAGAUCCAAGGGAAUGAGAAAGAGAAGAAGAAAGAGCGUCGGCGAUCUGGGUCUCUAUGGAGGAGUGGAUGGGCGUUGAGUGAAAGACUUGCCAUCAAUGUGUCAGGGAUGCGCUAUGAAACUCAGCUUCGCACCUUAGCCCAGUUCCCUGACACCCUACUAGGUGACGCCAGGCGGAGAGCACGGUACUUUGACCCUCUCCGAAAUGAGCUCUUCCUGGAUCGCAAUCGGGCCUGCUUUGAUGCCAUUCUGUAUUUCUACCAGUCGGGCGGGAGGAUUCGGAGGCCAGCCAACAUACCACUGGACAUCUUCAUGGAUGAGCUGAUGUUCUACGAGCUAGGAGAGGACAUCGUAAACCGUUUCAAGGAGGACGAAGGUUUUCCAAAAGAGGAGGAGAGGCUGCUGCCAUCCAACGAAAUUCAGAAACAACUGUGGAUGCUGUUUGAGCACCCUGAGUCCUCAUCGGGUGCACGUAUCAUAGCCAUCAUCAGCGUCAUGGUCAUUGUGGUGUCCAUCAUCAUCUUCUGCCUGGAGACACUACCCGACUUCAGGCAUGAGAAGGAGAGGCGAGAGAUAUAUUUUUACAAGUACCACUCCCUAGAAAAGAAUGUAUCCGAGAACAUGCCUCUUCCGCAAAGUGUUUUUCACGACCCCUUCUUCUUGGUGGAGACAAUGUGUAUAUGCUGGUUUUCAUUUGAGCUCUUCAUGCGCCUCACUUGCUGUCCCAGUAAGACGCUGUUCUUCAAGGAUGUCAUGAACAUCAUCGACUUCAGUGCCAUCCUGCCAUAUUUUGUCACUCUGGGAACAGAGCUGGCCAAGGACAAUGACGCCACUCCAGCAACAUCUCUGGCCAUCAUCAGAGUCAUCAGGUUAGUGAGAGUGUUCAGGAUCUUCAAGUUGUCUCGUCACUCAAAGGGCCUCCAGAUUCUCGGCCAGACACUGAAGGCCAGCAUGCGAGAGCUGGGCCUUCUUAUCUUCUUCCUCUUUAUUGGCGUCAUCCUUUUCUCCAGCGCCAUCUACUUUGCUGAGGCUGAUCACAAUAACACGGCCUUUAUCAGUAUACCACACGCCUUUUGGUGGGCAGUCGUCACCAUGACCACAGUGGGCUAUGGUGACAUGUACCCAGAAACAGUAUGGGGUAAGCUUGUUGGCUCAAUGUGCGCCAUAGCUGGCGUGCUUACCAUAUCACUACCAGUGCCUGUCAUAGUAUCCAAUUUUAGUUACUUCUACCAUCGGGAGACUGAAUGUGUGGAUCAAACCGAGUUCGCCCAUGUCCAGCCAAUGGACGAUGAGCCAGAAGGAGAGGAAAUAGAUGAAGGGGAUAGGGAUCCAGAUGGAGAAUAUUAUGCAAUUGAAGGCAGCUGUAACCCCCUGAAUGGUACUCUGCUGGGUGGACUGUGCACAGCGCAGAGCACGGAGUUCAGAGGGGGAAAUACGUAUCUGAGCGAAUCAUUGGUCACUCAGGUUUAA
Molecule: messenger RNA, 1584 nt
Organism: Limanda limanda (common dab)
Lineage: Eukaryota; Metazoa; Chordata; Actinopteri; Pleuronectiformes; Pleuronectidae
Product: potassium voltage-gated channel subfamily A member 7-like
Exons: 2
Coding region: 1-1584 (527 amino acids)
Biological process (GO): potassium ion transmembrane transport; protein homooligomerization
Cellular component (GO): voltage-gated potassium channel complex; membrane
Molecular function (GO): protein binding; delayed rectifier potassium channel activity
Source: RefSeq, a predicted model, not a curated record